AUGGUACGCGUGCAGAAAGUCCAUCACCAGCCUCCCCGUGGCUGUCUAUCACCUCUGGAUGCCCAACGGCUGCGGAUCAAGUCACCAAGAUUCAGAAACAACGCGACACGCCGUUCCGAGCACAGCAAGGCGCGUAAUUCCACACGCAACGGGGAAGGCUAUGGCAACAGCCCAUUCAAUCAUCAGCCCAAACAUGAUCUCUCUUACUUUGGGCUCAAUGACAAGACUCUGCAAGACGAGGAAUCGAGUGAGAGCGAAGACGAGUUGUUUCAAUGGGAGGAAGAGGAAACGCUUGUUAAUGCCUUGAUCAACGAUGGCGCGCCAGUGCAUCUCGAGAACCAGAGUUUGAUGACACUAGUCGACUCUUUGCAAACCUCAUUUGCAGCGCAGGGAACAAAGGUCUUGCAUGGUCUGGCCCAGAACUUGGUACCCGCUGCGAAACGCGUAAAGGAAGUCCAUCGUGCACUCGAGCAAGGAAUCGACCUCAUGUAUGCGCAAGGACUUCUUACCUUCGACAAUGCUUGUCAAUCUGCAGAGGCCGCCGCGACACAACAGGAGGGCCAGCUACUACGGUCCUACUCGGAAGCCCAGACUAAUUUACAGAGCCUUUUCGACGAGCUCGAAGGACUAUAUGCGCAAAGAAAAGAACUAUGGAAGACUCUUGAAGACAACAUGGAGCGAAUUGAUACCCCCAUUCGUAACGAUCUGAAGGACCUCCCCGCUCGUCUGGAACGUACCAUGACUGAACUCGAGAAGCGAAGCAAAUCCUUGACGAAAGACGAUACGAAGGCCUCGAAGGACGAAGCUGCAUACCUCAAGAGUCUCAUCAGCAAAUUCGCUUGA
Molecule: messenger RNA, 843 nt
Organism: Pleurotus ostreatus (oyster mushroom)
Lineage: Eukaryota; Fungi; Basidiomycota; Agaricomycetes; Agaricales; Pleurotaceae
Exons: 5
Coding region: 1-843 (280 amino acids)
Source: RefSeq, a predicted model, not a curated record